GGAUGAACUUCUCACAGCUGCAGAAACGAGGAAAAGCUUCAGGUAGCUUCGAAAAAAUAAAAUGUACAGAAGAGAAAGUGGGAACCUGAAGAGCCAAACGCCAAAAACCAAGAAGUCAUUUGUUUUUAAGGGCUGUCUCAUUCAAAUGAGUCUGGGAAACAGCGGCAGCACCGUUCAGGUGUGUUUUAGUUCUCCUCUUCCUCAGCAGGUGUCCGAUAGUUUACUGAAGGAGGCGACAUAAUCUGGUCGUGAAUGAAAAGAGCGGUUAGGGAGAGAAACCGUGCUGCUCAUGAGAAAGUCUGCUCAGAGCUUAGCAGACUCAUUAAAAACUGAUGAGAUAUCCUUUUGUGGAUCGUUGAAGGACAGAAGUGGAGACAUGGUCAAGAAAAAACAGAAAUAUUGUUCAAAAGUGUGAAUAAGGAGCCAAUUUCCUCUGAUCCAGUAAACUUCAUGUGUUUCAAAUUAAGGUAAAACCUCUGAAACGACUUCUUUCCUAGAUUCCCUCUCCUCAAACAUUCACCAGUAAAUAUGUUUCCCCUUUUUUUAUUGUAGAAAAUGGCUUUGUGAAAUCAUCAACUUUAGUUAAAUGAUAGUUUCACAAGUCUGACAUGUUCAUGCCAGACAUUGACUGCUUAAAAAAUGAGGAAGCUAACCUGGUGGAUAGGAUCCUUCUGCUGAUGAUCACAACACUGGAAAUGAGUGGAUUCCAAUUUGGAGACAUCAUUUGUUAUAAAACCAGGUGCAAUGUUGGCGUUCGAUACAAACACUUUGCUGUCUACGUGGGAGAUGUACAGAUCUGUGGGAAAGAGGCAUGGCAGGACAUAUUUGAGCAAUCAAAGAAAUAUCACGGUAAAUCGUGCAUAUUUGCUAAACUAAAAACGUACGAUGAGCCGGAGGUGAACAACUACCUUGAUGACUACACCGACCCCUUAACAGGAGAGACCUACGGAAAAGGAGACGACGAGGACAUCAUCGCACGCAUCACUGAGACAUAUGAGAGCUGCAGCGUGUACGGCAGCCUUCACAACAACUGUGAACACCUCGCUACCUACGUCCGAUACGGCGUCAGGAUAGCAGUGCAGUUCAACAUGACUUUUGAGGGUCUAAUCUUUGGCAACGACAAAUUUGACAAGAAGCAUUUACUGGACUACCUGAGGAAGAAAUCCAAAUGCCCCGAGGAUCACAAUAACUAAGAAGAUUCCUGUGAACAUGUUUGUGGUGAAGCGUGAGAAGUCAGCCCAGAUACUUUGGUAACCUGUAACAGCCUCAUUGAAGAAGACAAAUGAAAAUAAUAUUUAUAACUACUUUAAUCAUUACCUUCGAACCUUAUGCCAAGUUAGAUACAACAAAGCAAAAAAAAAAAAAA
Messenger RNA from Fundulus heteroclitus (mummichog), 1366 nucleotides. Its product is annotated as lecithin retinol acyltransferase-like. The transcript is spliced from 5 exons. Bases 609 to 1193 code for a protein of 194 amino acids. The record is from RefSeq and is a predicted model, not a curated record. Gene Ontology annotation, cellular component: cytoplasm. Gene Ontology annotation, biological process: N-acylphosphatidylethanolamine metabolic process. Gene Ontology annotation, molecular function: A2-type glycerophospholipase activity; glycerophospholipid phospholipase A1 activity. NCBI's taxonomy places the organism in Eukaryota, Metazoa, Chordata, Actinopteri, Cyprinodontiformes, Fundulidae.